Blastomyces dermatitidis ER-3 is the source of this 6601-nucleotide messenger RNA. RefSeq names its product COPII coat assembly protein SEC16. Gene Ontology annotation, biological process: Golgi organization; COPII vesicle coat assembly; autophagy. NCBI's taxonomy places the organism in Eukaryota, Fungi, Ascomycota, Eurotiomycetes, Onygenales, Ajellomycetaceae. The transcript is spliced from 3 exons. The record is from RefSeq and is a predicted model, not a curated record. Bases 259 to 5724 code for a protein of 1821 amino acids. Gene Ontology annotation, cellular component: endoplasmic reticulum exit site; ER to Golgi transport vesicle membrane.
AUCGGGACAACUUUUGGGACUUUGGACGAACAAAUGUCUCUCUGCCUCAAGUGGCCCACGCAAACGGUUUUGUUAUUCUUAAUGUGGCCAUGAUUUUUCCCCACGCUCUUGGAUUUUACCGUUGUUAGUGCGUGUUAUUUCCACUUCUUUUUCCCAAGUGGCUGGUGUUUUCAUUAGAAUAGAAUAGGGUACUCGAAGACUUGUCGUUUAGUGGCCCAGGAUCUUGUUUUGGAAUAUCGACAAGGCCUCGAAUCCAAGAUGAUUCAGCUAGGAUCAUGGAAUCCUGCGUUGAGACCCGAUAACAGCCCGAAGGAGCACUCUUUCCUAUCGCUGGCGGACUCGAGUGCAGCGCCGUUAUCCGCGAAGUUCUCGAUGCCCUCGAGAAACGUACAUUCGCCAACACCACCACUACCAUCGUCCGCUAGCGAAGACUCCCCUGCGGAGUCGACGCAUGCUGCACUUUCACCUGAUCCAUCACACAGUGUUUUGGCAGGUGCGCGCGACAUCGAUUCGCAGAUAGCACAGCCAUCCUCUCCGGAUGAACCGACGGAAACCUCUAAAAAUAUGCCCAGCGAUGAUAUAUCUGCCCCCGUUCACCAACCCGUACAACCUUCCCAAGCAGAGUCUCCGUCCACUGAACAAGAAACUACCAAAGAACCAGUGCCAUCAGAAGGAUUUCCAUGGGGAAAAGAUGACAACGCAGAUUCCGCCCAGGGCAUUUCACGGUCUACGACAGACCCAUUUGAUGGAUUUGAUAUGACUGAUCGGACCAAUUCCUUCCCGAAUUCGGACCACUCCAAGAACAAGAAUCUCGACUCUCACGAGGGGGGUUACCCCGAGAAUGCUAUCAAUCAAGAGGCUACCCACCAGCCGUUCGCAGUCGGAAGGAGUGUAUAUCCAAACUCGGAUGCGCAAAAUGACUUCUUGCCGUGGAGUGCGACAAGUAUUGAUGAAGACCCCUCCGGUCAAUUUUUUAAUCAACUUAAUACUCAGACCAAACCCAUUUACACACCGCUGGAAGCAGAGUCGAGAUAUGAAGAAGGCAUGCCCCUGGAUAAUACAGAGCCAGCAUCUCCGACUGACAAUAACCAAGCCGAUAGUAUUGAUGCAAUAUUCAGGGAAGAUGAACCCGUUGACGACGCCGACCUUUUUGCUUCUGAGUCAGGCAUGCCACUGUUUACCCGCAAAUCAACCUCUCAAGUUCUUGAUUCUUUACAUUCUGACCAACCGCAAACCGCGGCUGCUUCCUCAAAUGAUGCAACACCAAUUCCAAACAGGGCAGAACUUAAUGACAACAGAAUCAACGAAGAGCCACUUGCUGAUAAAGAAGUCCCCGAGGAAGAUUUAGCAGAAAGGUGGAAGGCAGUUCUUGACGAUGAUGAUUUACUGAUUGAUGAUGAUUUGGAUGCUCUACAUACGGCCCAAGGAAGUCCACCAAAUGGCACUUCCGAAGAUUCCUCCGCUAAUUAUCUGUCAGAAUAUGCUCAAGACUCACCUGUGCCAACCCAACAGCCACCACGGGUGAACCCCUAUACUCCUCAUCAACCGUCAUCCUCCACUGUGAUUUCGGGCUUGCCUGGCCCCGAUUAUGGGCUGCUUAACGCCAAUGCAACUGCUGGUGCAUUUUCCCCUCAAGUCCAACAGCAUUCGAUAGGCCCCAACCCAAAUAUGCCUGAAAGCUUCUCCAAUCAAGCGAAGGCCGGUUACCAAUCCCCAUAUGAUUUGCCGAUGGAAAUAAUUCGACCGAAGCAUCGCACUUCUCAGCCCACUGUCUCUCAGCCUCUCCCAGCUAGUACCACAUCGAUACAGCCACCUCCUCGCAAGAGCAGCAUGACAGCAACUCGGCCUUCAAGUUCAAGCUCUGCCUAUGCCCCUUUAAAACCUACACCUCCCCCCUUAUCUCGCAGUGAAACAGAGAAAGCUCAGAGUAGCAACUUCUUCGAAGAGCUCCCGGCUGUGUCCAGGGUCCGUCCCUCAACCGCUUCCAAAUAUGCUCCUCCACAAACGGCGACGCAGCCAGUGGCUCCGCCACCAUCUAAUCAUAUGGCGCCUAAUGUCCCGACCGCUGGCUUGGCGCGUGUAUCAAGCGAACAGUUUCAGCUGCAAAAGCCUGAACGACUUGACCCCUACUCCUCUGUGCCUGUUGCACCAGGCCCAACUGUCUCUGGCCCAUCUAGCCACUACUCCCCAAAGCCUCCCACAUUACACUCUGGGUUUAAACCUGCCUCAUCUCCAAGAUACUCCCCUGCCCCACCUCUAUCCAGCGGGCCUUCUUUGAGUAAAUAUGCGUCUCAGCUCCCAGCAGGGUACCCCCCUUCCACUAUACUCCCUUUUCAACCGCGAACAUCAAGCCCCCUGGCACAGCAAGAGAAUGUAUCCCGGCAAUACCCGUCCACAGCGCACCAGCCAGCCGAAUUUGCUCCUACUUCGUUCCCCGCGCCUUCUUCCUUUCAGCCUCCCGACCAAACUCUCUCUCCACCUGGCAUCGGGCGGAGUCAAACCAUGCCUUCCAAUCAGCACCUACCCUACGUAGGCAAUGGAACUAGACCAGGUUCCCAAUUUACAGGUCAUGUUGGUCCGCAACGUUCCCCUCCAGUUCGUAAUACAUACGAACCCGUUUCAUCCCACACCCAAAUUACUACCAUGCCUUCUUAUCCUCAGCCUCCACCCACCUCGGUUCCACACCAACAGUAUCCCGAGCAACAACCCAGGCCACCGCGGAGAUCCCAGACUAAAUCACCAAGUAGACUCCAGUACGAACCCCUACUAUCAAGUGUGCCGGAACCGUUCCAACGGCCUGCAUCUGUCCACAAUCCGGUAACAUCUCUACAACCCCAAGUCCACCAAGCAAUCAAGGAAACCCCUUCUACGGAGCUAGAUUUCAUAUAUCCAACUGAUGGACAAGAACUUGAUCCACUCCAACGAUGGAAAGGGGCACCAAUAUUUAAAUUCGGUUUUGGUGGAGUAAUUGCCAGCUCCUUCCCUAAACGUACCCCCAGAUAUGCAACUGGUCAACUUGUUCCAAAGAUAAAGCCAUCCCCUGGGGAAAUCAAAGUCCGCUCAAUGGGUGAUACUUUUUCGCAGAGGGAGCCAACUGUGAAGUUCCCAGGACCUUUGAGGGUGAAAUCAAAGAAAAAAGAUGUCAUCUCAUGGCUAUCCUCUAUGAUUUCUGGAUUCGAAAAUGAUAGCACCUCUCUAAAUAAGUCAUCUCCGCAGCAGCACGACGAGACGAUCCUUCUUUGGAAAAUCAUACGGGUUAUGGUUGAACAUGACGGGCUUCUAGCGGGGAAUCCAGACGUUGAAAAUUCCGUGCGGUCCAUUCUAUCUCCUCUUCCUAAAAAAGCAUCAGCGUCAUCGGAGGCUCCCGUUUUCCAUCCACAGCUUUCGAGUGUCUACGAAAACAUCAGUGGAGAGGCUCAAUCAGAGCCGAUGAACGUAGAUGGAAUGGAAACAAUUCGUAGAUGCCUUCUAGCCGGUGAGAGGGAAAAGGCAGUCUGGGGAGCCGUGGAUCGCCGCUUAUGGGGUCAUGCCAUGUUAAUAUCCUCAACCAUUGAUAAGUCUGUUUGGAAGCAGGUAAUGCAAGAAUUCGUUAGAAGGGAAGUCAAAGCAGUUGGUAACAAUACCGAGCCGAUGGCUACACUUUAUGAAAUUUUCGCAGGAAAUUUGGAGGAGAGCGUCGAUGAGUUAGUGCCACCGUCUGCCCGAGCCGGUUUGCAGAUGGUUAGUAAAAUUGGGGGUCCUGGUCACGCGAAGAACGCCCUGGCUGGGCUUGAUAAAUGGCAAGAAACGUUGUGCCUAAUUUUAAGCAACAGAAGUCCUAAUGACCACGUUGCACUUCUUUCCCUCUCUAGGCUUCUCUCCGCCUAUGGGAGGAUAGAAGCUUCCCAUAUCUGUGCAUUAUUUGCGAAAUCCGCCUCCGUACCUCUGGUAUUUAGUGGCCCCGACGAUCCGCAGUCCCAGAUUGUUCUUCUUGGUACGGACCACCGCCGAUACCCAUUUACCUUCGCCAACGACAAAAAUUCCGUCCUUCUUACGGAGGUGUACGAGUUUGCGCUGUCCAUAUUAUCCGGCUCUACAACAUCGAUAGCACCGCAUUUCCAAGCCUUCAAACUUCAAUAUGCACUUUCUCUGGCCGAAAAUGGCAACAAAGCCGAGGCUCAGCAGUAUUGUGACUCCAUCGGAGCAAUCCUAAAAUCGACAACAAAACCUUCACCAUACUACAAUCAACGGUUCCUCUUCGAACUCGACGAGCUUACCAACCGCCUAAGGCAAUCCCCUACUGGUGGCUCUUCUUCAUGGAUGUCCAAACCGAGCAUGGAGAAGGUCUCGGGGUCCAUUUUGGCAAAAUUCAACAGUUUUGUUGCUGGUGACGACAGCGACGGCGGCUCCACCGGAUCUGGUAAAGCAGGAGAUGUGGACAUUGGGCCUUUUGCUAAGAUGGUUGGUACUCCCCCGAUCAGUCGCUCACCUUCUGUCCAUGAUGCCUAUGCGGCGUUCGGGAUUGGUCAACCCACCACCACCACCAUGCAUACCACCUCUCGUUACGCUCCCGGGAACCAAUAUGCUCCUUAUUCCUCUCCAGACCAACACCGUGGUCGUGGAUCUCUUGAUUCACAAAGAUCCCCUCCUUCUACUAGCCAUUCUUACCCUCGGGGUGCCGCUUCUCGGGAACUAAAUAGGGGUAUGGAGAAUGACUACCAUCCGAUCGCACAACAGAAUGUUUAUAGCCCCCCUUCUGUUCAGGCCAGGGGCUCAACGCCACUCCAGCAGCCGGCAUAUGCUCAUCUAGCCCCGGUUCAAGAAAUGCAGUCUUCUCAGGGCAUAGAACAUGCGGACCGUGAACAGCCUAUUCACUUUGGCGGAUAUCAACCUACCCUUCACCGACAAUCCACCAUUGAGCAAGAGAUCGGAUCUUCUGCUACCGAGAAUCAGAGCUAUGAACCGCCAGCGGGAACGACUGGUUACGAGCCCCCAUCGUAUGAGCCUGGGCCUGUGAAUACCGAUGAAUCAGACCAGGAUAAUCCCAAAACGUCAUUCAUGGAUGACGAUGAUGACGAUUUAGCCGCUCGUAACGAAGCCAUAAGGAAAGCAGCUGAGAAGGAGCGCAAGGAUCGUGAAGCUGACGAGGCAUUUAGAAAGGCUGCAGAGGAGGAUGCCAAAAAGCCCAUAACAGAGAAAAAGGGGUGGUUUUCGUGGUGGGGUAAGAAGGACCCAAACGCUAGUUCACCAGGUCCAAUCCGAGCUAAACUUGGCGAGGAGAAUUCGUUCUACUAUGACAAAGAACUGAAGAGAUGGGUUAACAAAAAAGACCCUGAUAGCGCCACUACAACUACUCAUUCUACACCACCACCUCCCAAAGGACCCGCACCACCAAGCCGGUCCGCAAGUGCGACAAAUGGUAUUCCGCCGUUGGGAAAUAAUAUACUAACAUCAGGCUCGGCUCUAACUCUUGCUCCACCUCCUAACCCAUCAAGCGGGCCACCUUCACAGGCUGGGGACUCGUCGCCUCGGAACUUGAGCCCGGGCAUACCAUCUUUGGCACCUCCAUCUUCGGCCAGCCCAAUGCCACGAUCUGUGUCAGCUGGGCUACCGUCCAGACCAGGAACGGCCCUCAGUAAUGCAAGUUCCAUUGAUGACCUUCUUGGAGCACCGCAGGCUAGAAAGGGAAAUACCGUCAGAGGAAAGAAGAGAGGCCGAGGCUACGUCGAUGUUAUGACAAAGUAAUGAAUCUCUACCCGAUUCCUCCAUCUGAGAAAAGGAGAACAAGUCCGCUUUAACGGGCACUAGAUCAAAAUUAAUCUUAUGUUGCUUUGUGAGACGACGAGGAACUUGAAACUCAUCCUCGAAUUACAGCCGUACUUCCUUGUUUCCAAACGGUCUCAUCAAUACCCCACAUAAUUCUUUUUUACAUUUCUUUAUUAAAAUCAUGCAUUUCUUUCUUGUUUUCCGCACCUCAUUUCGCUGCGUGAAUGAGCCUCCUUUUCUGACCAUAUGCCUUGUAAUAUUCUUCUAGUCACCACCUCACCCUCCCGAAUUCAUGUCUAUCUCAUGCUAAUUUUUGAUGUGUCUCAACUUAUUGGGGCGGCAUCUUUGUUUUACUACAUUAUAUAGUUCUUUUGCACAACUUUAGCGACACAACCACCUGUUCCCAAGAGCCAAUGUUGCCUUUUUCUCAAAUGUCAUCGUUGGGUUGUCUCGUUUUUGCCUUAGCUUAUUAUUUCGUCACUCUGACCAUCUUGUAAAAGACGAGAGAGGGGAUCUUUGAUGAUUUUUCUGUAUACUAUUUGGCAUUUCCCCUAUUAAAUAUUUUAAUCAGUCUAUACUUUUUUCGCCUGCUUGCUUCUUCCUUUCCUAAUACAUAUUAUUUUUGCCUGCAUUCCCUCAGAUACAUAGCAAACAGGUCGCAGCUCAACUAUGAAUUGCAUGCCAGCUGAAAAUAAUGAAAUUUUGGUCUCUCGACUGUGUCUGGAUAUCUACCAUUUUAUUUUAGCUCCCGCUCAACUUGUAUCCUUCACCGCUAAACACGGUUGGCAUUCAUUUUUCAACGACUGAAUUACGAAGAUCGAGCUAGUUAAAUACAGGUUUCACAGCUACAGGGGCA